AUGUAUAACUGCAUGGUGCAUGGAUACCCACAGUCUCCUGUUCAAUCUCACCAACCAAGCCCCUCUCGGAGCAUUAAGCGCAAAUUCCAUAAUGAUGAAGACGCUUCCACCAGCCCAUUUUGCUCAGAGAAAGUCGAUUCACUGUGUUCGCAACCCAUUUCAACGCCGCGAACUCAGCAAACCUUAGCUGGAUCUAAUGAAUUUGCUGAGUUUUAUCCUAUACCAAAAGAUCUUGAUCAGGCAGUACUGGCAUCUAUGGGUGUGGGUGGAUCAAGACAACGCGAUAUACCCAUGCAUGUUUGGGGUAAGCGGCCUCAGCACUCUGUACCUUGCCUGCUCGAGCCACCCACGAAUAUGGAGCCCAUGAUGAAUUCAGAUGAUAUGGAUGAAAACAUGGACAAAGCAGCCAACGGUGUUCAUGGUCCGCAUUGCCGAAGCAUACCACGACUAUCCGUGAGGGACACCGGCCACGAGAGCUCAGAACUCUGGGCCUUUUGUCCAGACUGCCAUGCCUUUGGAAAAGUGCAGGACACCUAA
Molecule: messenger RNA, 537 nt
Organism: Malassezia restricta
Lineage: Eukaryota; Fungi; Basidiomycota; Malasseziomycetes; Malasseziales; Malasseziaceae
Exons: 1
Coding region: 1-537 (178 amino acids)
Source: RefSeq, a predicted model, not a curated record